AUGUCUGAUCUUGAGUCGUUCACCGAGUACGACACCGCGUACCAGACGAGCCUGGAGAACCAGAUCCAGUUGAAGAAACGGCUGUUGCAGGCGGCAGAGAAACAGCUCGAACAAUUCCGGUCGCUCGAGCAAGAGAGCUCGUUCAAGUCCACACAGAUAGCUCUCACAGACACCCUCACCAAGAUCCCGUUCCACCCGCCAAGAAACGACCUGGUGGGGCUGUCGUUGACCGAGGAGAACCUGCUCGCGCACAUCGAGGGCACCGCCAAGUCUCUCGAAUCGCUCAAGUCCGCCAACUCCAGUCUGCAAACGCGCAAGGACGACAUGGAAUCGACCGCGUCGGUGUUUGCAGCGCUCAAAUCGCAGUUCCAGACCCGCAUCCACGACGAGCUCGCCAAGAAACAGCAGCUGCUCGACCACCAGGUGGACGAUUCGUGCAGAGACCCGUACGAGGAGAAAAAAGCCCGGCUCGAGAAACGGUCCAAGAAACUGAUCAAUAUCUCCAAGAAAUUGAUCGUGGACUACGUGCUACGCAAGGAGUUUGAGAUCCUGUUUUCGGAACAGGAACUAGAAGACAGAAAACAAACGUUCUUAAAACUGCUGGAGAUCUUGCUAAAUAACUCGAUCAUGACCUCUGGCAGCUCCAAACUGCUUGAAAUCGACAACAAAGACGACCCGCUCAUCAGAUACCUUGUUAUCAACAAUAUAAUCGUGGUGGACUCGAAAAACCCAAACAAGAUCAAACUCAGAGAUCUGGCUACCAACAUUUAUUGA
Ogataea philodendri is the source of this 774-nucleotide messenger RNA. RefSeq lists its product as uncharacterized. The record is from RefSeq and is a predicted model, not a curated record. The coding region runs from base 1 to 774 and encodes 257 amino acids. NCBI's taxonomy places the organism in Eukaryota, Fungi, Ascomycota, Pichiomycetes, Pichiales, Pichiaceae. The transcript has a single exon.